AUGGGAAAUCAAAAUGCAACAGGAAUAGUAGGAGAAGAAAAAGAAGUAAAUGAAGAAGAAAGCCACACAGUUCCUGAAAGUGUAAAGAAAGAUGAUUUGACAGAAGAAAAGCAUAUACUUUCUGAAGGUGAAGUUAAAGAUUUUCAUGAAAAUGCAGUAGAUUUUGAUCAUUCUCAUGUUGAAAUUCAGAAACACCUACCUGUGGAAAAGCUGACAGAAAGAGGUAUUGAGAACAAUGGUGCAGAACUUAACCCUCCUCCAGGAUUUCAAGAGGUUUCAGAGGAAGCAAAUGGCACAGCAAGCGAGGAUAAUGAUGCACAGACAGAUUCAUCGAAAUUUCAUGACCAAUUAUCCCCUUCAAAAGGCGAGGUAGAGGAAGGGGAGUCAUGUUUGGACUCAAAAUUUAAUUUAAAUUCUGAGCCACUGGAGCAUAUUAAUAUUCCCGAUGAAUCACAAGAAGAAAACGAGGAUUUAUUAUCAAAAGAGAGUAAAGAAACUAGGGAAGUGAGUACAUCAUGCCAUGUUGAGGAGAAAUGCCAUUUGAUUGACACCAACAUUGUACCAAAUCUUAACGUAGAGAAAAAUGGCUUCGAGGUGAAUGAAAUGGCUUCGCUUGAGGAUGCUAUAUUGGACACAAGUACUCGAAACGAAAAUCCUGCAUCAAUUUCUGAACCACCAAAUGCGUAUUUGGUCAUUCCUGAAGAGAUGACACCAACGGUGAGUGAAUUAGGCAUUGGAGAGAACAUGAGCUACUAUGGCGAACGAACUCAGCCUUUGGAUAAAGAAAUCAAUCAGUUGGUGAAUCCCAAUGCAGAUCAAUCUGAGACGAGGAUUGAAUCCGAGAGUAAAGAAGAUGAGGAGGAACAUGCAGUUGGGAUUAAUUCCAGUUCUAGACCAGAGAAAGUUGAUCAUGGUGAGGAGACAGACAAUCGUGAUGAAAUUGUCUGGACGGAAUCCAUUCCGAAGAGACACUUGAACGAAACCAGUGAAGUUAUGCAUAUGUUGGUGGGAACUGAAUUAGGUCCAACCAAAAAAUGCAUCGCCACCUGUAAGGAAAAUGGAGACGAAGAGGCUACAAAUGAAGGUAUACUCAAAAAGGAAGUUCCGGGAGAUGAAGAAAAUGGCCACGAAACUGAUAACAGGGUAGACGUAGAAGACAUGCAAGAAUAUAAUGGCUGUGAACAAUUAGUUCGUGAAUGCUCUAUUGCAAAUGUCAGCUAUGCAAUCAAUGAAAUACCAACAGAGCAUUCACUGGAUAAUACUACGAAUCGAGAAAAUGAACUUGCACAAAGUGUUGAGACUAGUUAUAUUCCACCACAAGGAGGUGUAGGCGAUUCAUUGGAGCUCAGAAAGUCCCCAAGUUUUGACUUUGGUGUUUCAUUCGAUGUUAGGUCCGAAGAAUCUGAUCAAACUCCAUUACUAUAUCAGGACAAGACUGCAAUUCGAAGCUUUUCAAGCUGUGCGACUCUGAUUAGAACAUCAUUACAGUCUGACGAGGAUGUGGAAGUGGAAGAGAAAAACAUAAGAUUAAUGGAAAGAAGCAAUUCAGAAAAUUCCGGAUCUGCAUUUCUGAACGCGAUCAAUAAAGAAAAAAGGGCUAUUGCAAUGUAUACAGAAGAAAAAGAAGAAAACAAUUGUGUGGAUAAGAAGGGAGAUAAGGAUUUGCAGGCACUGGAAUCAACUUCUCCAAAGGGAAAUGUGAAGCGCAGGCCUAAAUCUUCCAUUUUCACUACCUGCAUUUGUUGCACAGCAGCAAUCAGUUAA
Molecule: messenger RNA, 1764 nt
Organism: Fraxinus pennsylvanica
Lineage: Eukaryota; Viridiplantae; Streptophyta; Magnoliopsida; Lamiales; Oleaceae
Source: the annotation of a GenBank genome assembly